CACUCGUUAUAAUGAACGAUAGCAGGCUAUAUUGCUGUUUAAAAUAAAUAGAUACAAUUCAAAUCAAAUCAAAUUCAAGUUUGUGAAAAGAUUUCUUUAGUGAACACACGGGAAAUUCAGUGAAAAGUGCAUUUUUUUGAGUUUUUUCAGUGUUUUCAGUGAAGUGACGUAGUGUGUGAAAAUGAUGAUAAAUAUUAUUAGGCCGUGACGAAAACACAGUUUUUCUUUGUGAAAAAUGUUUAUAAUAAUACAAAAUGACUAAUGGACUGUUAGUGCCGUUCUUGCUAUGGAUGCUAGCAUGCCUCUCCGGGGUGGCGUGUUCCAUCAAACGGAACCAGUGCCUCACCGGAGUCAUGACGGACGUUCAGAGCUGGGUCACGGAGACUGGGGAGCUGACCAGCUCAGUAGACAUCAAGAAGUCCAUGGACCUAUCAGCGGUGCAGAAUCCAACGCUGACUCUGCAGCAGCAGCUGGCGGUGGUGACCCGUGACAGAAAGGAGCACGUGACGUACCUGAGCCUCGCUAGGAACAGCCUGACCAGGGUGCCUCCGGUCUUCAACGGUGUUCUGGACAGCUACGGAUGGGAUCUGGCGAAGUCACUUGAGUACCUCACUCUCUAUGGGAACAGGUUCAUCGAAGUCAGCUCUCCGGGGGAGCAGUACGAUGUGUCACUCAACGCGACUGGAGCCACCGAGAUCAACACUGGCAUGAUACAUAGAGGAGCAAUCCGAGCGAUGUGGGCAGCAGGCUUCCAAUGGGUGACCUUCACCAGCCUAAGAGAACUCGACCUUAGAUCAUGCGGAAUAGAGACGCUGGAUUCCUUCAUCUUCCAAAACAUGCCCAAGCUGGAAGCUUUGUAUCUAUCAGGGAACAUCAUUACGUAUAUAAACAGCAACUCCUUCGCUGGUCUUACCAAUCUUGUCCACUUGGAUUUAAGCAGAAACCAUGGUCCAGACGAUGACAAUAUUGUGCACUUGUCCAUAGAGAGCGAUGACGUGUUUGCCAGUUUAGAGAACUUGAGAUCACUGGAUUUAUCACAUACAAUGCUAAAUACCAGACGAAUUUCAGCGCUUAGAAACUUAAGUGCAAGCCUGGAGAGGCUGUCACUUUGCUUCGUUGGUGCAAUCAGAUUCGAAUCUGGUUUUUUCGCGAACACAUCCUUGAGGUACUUAGAUCUGUCAGGAAAUUUCGCCGUUCUAGAAAACGCUGGUGUUUUGCAAGGAUUAGAAAAUCGGCUGCAAGUUCUCUACGCAAGCGACAUAGGCUUGAAAAGCUUUGAUGUUUUCAAUCGUUUUCGACGACUUGAGAUACUAAAAUUGACUAAUAACGAAAUAUCUGACGUGCAACGAACGACAGCAAGAUCAUUAGUGGAUUUGCAAGCUUUGGAUUUGAGAAGGAAUAGACUGACGAACUGGCAACGGCCGUUGUUCUCUUUGAUGCCGUCUUUAAGGUUCUUAGACUUGAGAAGUAACACAGUCAAUGUGAUAACCGAAGACAUGAUCCGGGACCUAGGCCGUAUAUACUUUUUGGCUUUAUCAGAUAACCCUAUGGUCUGCAACUGUCAUUCUAAGGAGUUUAUAGAGUUGGCAGCGCAGAACGAGGCUUAUUCUGUGAAGACGCUUCUACGCCCAAUGCAUGCCAGUAACAGAGAAACGUCAGACAAAUUCGGCUUCCAUUUAGGGUUUAUAGAAGUGAACGAUAUGAUUUCUAGCAGAAGAAACAUUUCAAUAUCAGUGGAGAGUCUCCCAGAGAUUGCGGUCAAGGGAAAUUUUGUCUUAGUCGAUUAUGAUAAGGAUUCUUAUUCAUGUUUGGCAUUGUCCAAAAGCGUUACCGUGCCAUUUGGAGAGGGAAGUGGUUGCAAAGAGCUGAGGUCAGAUUUCGAGGCGCAAUUGGAGUCAGGGAGAGCUCAUUUGCUUGCGCUGUUGGUUAUACCUGGAGUACUAUUGCCUGCAUUGAUUAUAGGCUAUACUUAUAGAAGAAAUUUAAGAUACUGCUAUGUGACCAUGAGGAAUUCCGCGAUGUUGAGCAUGGUGAACGAACAGAAGAUCAUAAGUGACGAUACUAUAUUCAACUACGACGUCUUCGUGUCUUACUGCAAUGAAGACAGACCGUGGGUGUUAGAUCAACUCCUGAGCCACCUAGAGAACGAUUGCAGCGUCAGCCUGUGUCUCCAUGAGAGAGACUUUCAGGUGGGCCUGUCGAUCCUGGAGAACAUAGUGUCGUGCAUGGACCGCUCCAAGGCCAUCAUGCUGGUCAUCUCCAAGCAGUUCCUGCUCAGCCAGUGGUGCCAGUUCGAGAUGCACUUGGCUCAACACAGACUUCUAGAAACCCGCCGAGAAGACCUCAUCCUAAUCCUUCUAGAAGACAUCCCCCGCCGUCUCCGACCGAACACAUUACACUACUUGAUGCUGACAAAGACCUACAUAGUCUGGCCGAAGAACAAGUCUGAACAACAACUGUUCUGGAAGAGAUUGAAGAAGAGUGUGGUGACGCAGAGACAGAAGCACGAGGAUAAGGUUUCUUUGGCGUGAAAUAUGUAUCAGAUGAUUAAGAAGAUCCUAUUAGAUUUAUGAUUAAGUUCUUUGUUUCUGAACUCAUCGACGAAACUCACAUUUUCAGAGUUAUGUCUUAGCUUAGACUAGCUACCUCCAGUGUCAGGGACGUGCUAAUUUUGGGACACCCUGUAUGUAUAUUAGUAUAAAGUACGGCCAACUAAAGCCUGGUCCGUGAGCACGUAG
Messenger RNA from Ostrinia furnacalis (Asian corn borer), 2738 nucleotides. Its product is annotated as toll-like receptor 13. The record is from RefSeq and is a predicted model, not a curated record. Gene Ontology annotation, molecular function: transmembrane signaling receptor activity; protein binding. NCBI's taxonomy places the organism in Eukaryota, Metazoa, Arthropoda, Insecta, Lepidoptera, Crambidae. The transcript has 8 exons. Gene Ontology annotation, cellular component: plasma membrane. Bases 255 to 2531 code for a protein of 758 amino acids. Gene Ontology annotation, biological process: immune response; inflammatory response; toll-like receptor signaling pathway.